UAACAAAGAGUGACUCCCGCAUGUCACGCGAGACUUGCCUCAUUCUGAGAUCCAGAGCCCACUUCAGAAGCAAUGGCUGCUGUGGGACCAUUGCGGAGUCACGACCCGGACGGCUUGCUCUGCGCUCUCACGCGAUCCCUGGACGAGCGAUGACCUGGCGGGGUGCGGAUUUGGAAUUGCAUUUCCGUGGCGGACUGACGCACACUCUUCCGACCGGGACGAUGAGGUAACGGCCGCUCGCCUCUCGUCGCUCACCGUAUCCCCUCGCAUCGCGCUCUCACCAAGGCUUACGCGCCUGCCAUGGCGGCGCCAGAAUCGCCGAGCCAACGCGCGGAGCAGAUUGGAGCUGCCAGCGGCGGCGUGCCGUCCUCCGCCAUCGCAGCGCGCCACCCACCUCGGGCCGCACCGUCGCUCGCAUCCCUUCCGAUCGCCGCCGCACCCAAGCUCCUCCCUGUCUCCCUCCGGUCGCCCCUGUACGCGUCGCUGCUGCUCCUCCCCGUCCUCGCGCUCCUCCUCCUGCGUCAGCCGCUCGCCGUUGACCUCGUUGCCAUCCGCGCAGCCCACGAGCAAUCCAGAUUGGAGUCGCGGGGGGAGCAGCACGAGUCGCCAGCAUCGCACGAGUCGCAAGCGUCGCACGAGCAGCUACAGGGACGAGUUGACGAGCUGCUGGCCUCGUGGGCUGCUCAGCUCGCAGACUCGCCCACCGUCGCAGGCGACGCAGACGGGCAUCGCCAGAGCGCGUCACCUCCACCCAACGUGGCAGCCCCGCCAGCGGUCCACGUGCGCGCGCCGCACUUAGCGGACUGCGCGGCGAAUGCGCGCGUGUACGCAGAGGAGCACUGGGCGAGCCGCCCCGCGGAUGGGUCCGACCCGCCCUGGGCGGCGAUCAGGCACCUCGCGGGAGAGGGGGAGGGGGAGGGGGAGGGCGGCGAGAACGAGAGAGAGAAAGGCGGGAGCAGCAGAAGGGGCGUGGAGGGAGAGGGUGCGGCGGAGGGGAGGCGAGAUGAGGGGCGAGAGGCGGGAUUCGAGGCGGUGGAGGAGGGGCCAUGGGUGCCGUGGGUGGAGGGUGGCGAGUGGGACAACUACCCGCUGACUGGGCGCGUGCAGCGCGACCUCUGGCGCCACCAGUUCCCCCGCGACUGCUCCCACCCCGCCGUCAGGUUCCUGCUGGCCCCCUUGGAGCGCAGCACACGCCACGGCAUCGGCACGCAAAUCACGCUCCUCGCGGGCGCGCUCGCCCUUGCAGUGCGCACCAAUAGAGUGCUUGUUAUAGCGCGGGCGGAGGAGCCGAAGGGGGGGAAGGGGAGGAAGAGGGGGAGCGGGGGCGCGGGGCUGGUGGGGGGGUUUGACCGCGCGGAGCAUGAGGGGUGUGAGCAGGAGGGCAUGCGGGGCGAGUGGCGCUGCUACUUCCUUGGCGAGACGUCGGACGAAUGCAGGCGCCGCGCACAUGCCCUCGCCAUGGACCCGGCGUCCUUCUCGGGCAGCGAUCCUCUCAUGGCCGUCACUCGACGCGCGGAGGGGGAGAGGGGGGAUACGCCAAGGGGGAAUGAGGAGGAGGGAGGGGAGGGAGACGACGGGGGCAGAGAGGCGGCAGGGGGCAGGGGUCGAGGGCGAAAGGGCGGGAUGCAGAAGGGCGGGACGCGGCAGCUGUUCUUCCCGGUGGUGCCGCGGCGGUGGGGGCAGCCGUGGCUUGCAAUACCGGGCGUGGUGGAGGCGGAGGGGCGCCUCAUCGCCAUCAACCGCAUGAACAACACGUACCGCUGGUGGCGCGCCCAGGCCAUGCGCUUCUUCCUGCGGGCGCCCUCGCCGCGCCUCUGCCGCCUGCUCAACGCGCAGCGCCACCUCUCCUUCGGCCGGCUGGCCGCUGCUGCCGUGGUAGAAGCCGAACUGGCUGUAGCGGAAGCAGAGAGGGUUGUAGCAGGAGCUGACAUGGCCGUAGCAGGCGCUGCCGUUUCAGAUGGUGGAAGUUCAACGCAGGGGAGGGGGAGCGUGGGGGAGGAGAGUGAGAUGGAGGAAGGGGAUAAAGAGGAAACGACUGAUGGGGAAGAGGACAAGAUGAGGGGAGGUGAGAGUGUGAGAGUGGGUGAAGGGGAGGGAGAGGAAGUGCAUGAGAGUGAGAAAGGUGGAGGAGGUGGUGGUGGCGUGCAGGAGACGGGGGACGGCAGUGAUGGUGGGCGAAACAAGAGCAGGCUGCAGCAGGAGGUGGGAGGUGCUUCUGCCUCUGCUGCACUAGGCCCCAUGGAGCACCUCCUGUGGUCACGCCUGCCGCACCCGUUGGUGCCUCGCCCCCUGGUGAGCGUGCACGUGCGCAUGGGCGACAAGGGCCGUGAGAUGCGCGUGGCAGGAGUGGCGGAGUACGUGCGCCUGCUGCAGCGCGUGCGCACCCACCACCCGCACGCCACAUUCGUGUGGCUCGCCACCGAGAUGCAGCCGGUGGUGGACCAGCUGACGAGCAUCCACGGGUGGACGUGGUUCGUGACAGCCGUCCCGCGCAUCGCUGGCAACGAGGGCAUGCCAGCGUAUGAGCGGGCCUUGGGCGUGCAGCGCAGCACGGACAACGCGUUUGUGAACCUGCUGCUGGCGCUGGAGGGCGACUACUUCAUCGGUGCGCUGGGGUCCUCGUGGUCCUUCCUCAUCGACGCCCUGCGUUGCACAGGAGGGAAGAUGAGGCAGGGGUUCCUCAGCGUGAACGUCUCUCCGCGGUGGUAAUCACCUGUUCUGUUGGCUCUCCUCGCGCCGUGGAAGACACUAGAUGAGGCAGCGUUUUGACGAACAAGUGUCAUGACAUGACACUAACAUUUAGGAGGCGGAAGCAGUGGGUUACUCUCAAGCAAGCACAGCCGCUAACCACUGUGCUUAAAGGGAUUGUUUCUCUUAGCGGAUCAGCGCGCCCAUUGUUCAAAUUAUAUAAGUUAUAAUUUAAUAUAGGCUUGGUAGGUUGUUACUGAACCUUUCUGCAUAGAGGCUUGUGGCCAGGGCUGACGUUUCGGAAGAAGGCACUCUGAUUUACCCCCCCAAAAAAAUUCCAAGUCUGAAGUAUCAAAGUUAAAGAAUGACUAGAACCAUGGCAUACAAGAGAAUAUAACUUGGUGGGUUGU
Messenger RNA from Closterium sp. NIES-67, 3098 nucleotides. Lineage: Eukaryota; Viridiplantae; Streptophyta; Zygnematophyceae; Desmidiales; Closteriaceae. The record is from the annotation of a GenBank genome assembly.